This is a messenger RNA of Phanerochaete carnosa HHB-10118-sp, 795 nucleotides long. RefSeq lists its product as uncharacterized. Gene Ontology annotation, molecular function: heme binding; iron ion binding; oxidoreductase activity, acting on paired donors, with incorporation or reduction of molecular oxygen. The transcript is spliced from 5 exons. The record is from RefSeq and is a predicted model, not a curated record. NCBI's taxonomy places the organism in Eukaryota, Fungi, Basidiomycota, Agaricomycetes, Polyporales, Phanerochaetaceae. The coding region runs from base 100 to 747 and encodes 215 amino acids.
UCAUCUUCAGCUAGCGCCCUGGCUACGGCUAUAAACCCGCGCACACGGUGUGCUUUAGGCUCGGACACUCCGCGCGUACCCUCUUGGCACCACUCAGAUAUGCUGACGCUGGCGUUUGUCGGAUAUGCUCUGGCCAGUCUGGUCACAGUGUGGAUGCUCGCCUUUUGGAAAAGAGCACGCCAUCGGUACCCUCCCGGGCCGAAGGGGUUGCCCGUCAUCGGCAACGCUUUUGACGUGCCCACGGGAAAUGGCUGGCUCGUGUUCAGGGAUUGGUCACGUCAGUAUGGCUCUCAAGUCGUUCAUGUUGAGGCUCUCGGCAAGCAUAUUUGCGUGGUGAACAGCGCAAAGGCUGCGAAGGAGCUGUUUGAGGGACGCCCUCAUAUAUACUCUGACAAAGAGCAGUCCGUCAUGAUGCUGGAAUUAUCUGGCUGGCGGCGCUCUUGGGUGAUGCUUCCAUAUGGGGAGUAUUGGAGGGAACACCGCCGGUUCUUCCACCACCAUUUCCGCCCAUCGGCCGUUCCACAAUACCACUCCAAGCAAACGAAAGCCGCCCGCAGGCUGCUGCAGCUGAUCCUGUACACACCGGGCAAUUUCACGAAGCACAUCCGCUACGCAGCAGGCUCUGCACUUCUCGAUGUUGUGUACGCCUUCGAUGUACAGCCUGGCGACCCCCGCAUCGAACUCGUCGAAAACGCCGUGGACACGGCCAACAAGCUAAUGCACGCAGGGGUAUACCUCGGUUUGUGAUGUCAUGCACGUCUCUCUUUUUCCCACUUUAUUGAUGGCCCUUCACCA